Magallana angulata is the source of this 2459-nucleotide messenger RNA. Its product is annotated as ran GTPase-activating protein 1-like. The coding region runs from base 53 to 1762 and encodes 569 amino acids. Gene Ontology annotation, biological process: activation of GTPase activity; signal transduction; nucleocytoplasmic transport. The transcript has 17 exons. Lineage: Eukaryota; Metazoa; Mollusca; Bivalvia; Ostreida; Ostreidae. Gene Ontology annotation, molecular function: GTPase activator activity; small GTPase binding. Gene Ontology annotation, cellular component: nucleus; cytosol; perinuclear region of cytoplasm. The record is from RefSeq and is a predicted model, not a curated record.
UUUUGAAAACGCGCGCAUGGUUGUUUUCGAUAUUGUUUAGAAAAUUAUCAACAUGACUUCGAAGGAUAUUUCAAGUGUUACAGACCAAUUGGCCAAGACAGUAGUAGAUGAACAAUAUGAGCUUAGUUUUAAAGGAAAAGGGUUGAAAUUAGACACUGCAAAGGAUGCAAAAGAAAUUGUUGAUGAAAUAAAGAAAUGCAAAGUAAUGACAGCAUUACGGAUGGAGGGAAACACCCUUGGAGUAGAUGCAGCAAAAGCCAUUGCUGAAACAUUGGAGACACGCAAAGAGUUUCAGCAUGCUCAUUGGAGUGAUAUGUUUACUGGACGACUGAAAUCAGAAAUACCAAAGGCUUUGGAGUUUUUGGGAGGGGCCAUAAUGAAGGCUGGAGCGGGAUUGGUGGUCCUUGACCUGAGUGACAAUGCAUUUGGUCCUAAUGGAAUUGUGGGACUAGUGGCUCUACUGAAGAGCUCCAGCUGCUACACGCUACAGGAGCUGCGGCUCAACAACAAUGGAUUGGGUAUAACAGGAGGAAAGGUGUUGGCAGAAUGUUUAACAGAGUGUCAUCAGAAUAGUGUGAAGGCUGGUAAACCUCUGAAACUGAAAGUCUUUGUGUCUGGACGAAAUCGACUGGAAAAUCCAGGAGCAACAGCCCUAGCUGCUGUGUUUAAAGCCUUGGGUUCUCUAGAAGAGGUGGCUAUGCCCCAAAAUGGUAUAUAUGCCGAAGGAAUUACAGCCCUAGCAGAGGCUUUCGCUGAAAAUAAAAAUCUAAGAGUCAUGAACCUAAGUGACAACACAUUCACACAAAAAGGGGCCAAAAAUAUGGCAAAAGUCUUACCAAAGUUACAGAAUUUAGAGGUGAUAAAUUAUGGUGAUUGUUUGGUGAGGACAGAAGGGGCUAUUGCCAUUACUGAGGCCCUCAAAGAGGGACACCAGAAGCUCAAAGAGUUGAAUUUGUCAGGAAGUGAGAUACACAAAAGAGGCGCAAUAGCAGUUGUGGAAAACAUGAAAAAUAAACCAAACUUAAAAAAACUUGACCUCAAUUGUAACAUGUUUGGGGAAUCGGGUAUAGAAGAAAUCAAGGAAGCAAUGAAGAAUAAUGGUAAACUGGACAUCCUUGCCUCACUUAGUGAUGACGAAGGAUCAGAUGAGGAAGAGGUAGAUGAGGGUGAUGACCAAGGCGAGGAGGAGGAUGUAGGACAAGAUGAUGUUGAAGGGGAAGAGGUCAAUGACCCUGAACUCCAGGUCAAGGGCAAAUCCAUUUCUCCAAACAAAAAGGUUACUGCAAAAGACUUCCUUGCGUUUCCUUCCCCGAGUAAACUACUACAACUAGGAAGUGGUCGGGCACAAGCACUGAAGGAGGAACUCGGAGCUGAUGUGAAUGACUUAGAAAAGGCUGUCCAGGCAUUUAUGAAGAUAUCUAGUGUGGUAACAAUGGAGGAUACUAAAGCUAAAGAAGCAGCAUGUGACUGUGCAGACCAAAUAAUUGAAGAAGCUGUCAAAUGUAAUAGAGAAAAUGAUGCAGUCCUCCUUGCAAAUACAAUAUUGGUGUAUAUAGGUGUAUUAAAGGGUGAAGAUAAAUCAUAUAAGCCACCCAACAACGUAACCGGCCCACUGUUGGUGCUGGAACAUAUUGUACGACAGCAUUACUUCCCUAAGUUCUCCAGAGAAAUGUUGCAAGCCUUCUGUAGCAAACCACAUCCACUUCUUGAUUCCACGCCACAAGCAAGACAUAAACUGUUACAGACACUGUAUGCGUUUUAAAUAACUACAGUGAGAAUUUUGAACUGUUCACUUUAUAUCAAAGAAGACUAGACCAUUCUUGGAUGUGAAAAUUUAUGAACUUUUUAAUUAAAUCUUCAUCGAAAUAAGAAUAGUCUAUGUUCAAUCAUAUACCUUGCAAACAUUUUUUUUACCAAGAUGGGUAGAUAUAAAAUUACCGGGGUAUAUACCAGUAAAAAAUUACCAUUUUCAGACCCAUUCUCCCUUUGUUUCAACUCUAUAACUUUGUAAUAAAGAAACAUGGGUAGCCAUUUUUUAUUAAAGGUUUAGACUUUUGUGACAGAGGAAAAACAAUCUUUCAUACUUCCAUGAAGCAAAAUAUUUAUUUCAAACAUCUAAAUGUGAAUUUAAUUCAAGGGAAACAUUAUUGCACAACACAGAUACUGCAUCUGUACAUAAACAAGCAUCUUCAUAUCAGGAUGUUGAAAAAACUUCCUUUACUUCAAUAAAUACAAAUGAUAAUUGGAACAAUAAAGCUUCAAUGUAACAAAUGACCACCAAAAACAAAUAUUUUAUUUGUCUAUACAAUUACAGUAAGCUAAAAAAGUACCCACAAAUGUAUAAGUGAAAUAUUUCUUGCAAAGGAAUUGGAAAACAAAUAGUGUUGUGUGUUAGUACAAAAUCAGUAUAAAAUGAAAUAUACUGAACAAAAAAUGUAUAAAUAAAAAUAUGAAAAACA